Molecule: messenger RNA, 8586 nt
Organism: Oryctolagus cuniculus (rabbit)
Lineage: Eukaryota; Metazoa; Chordata; Mammalia; Lagomorpha; Leporidae
Source: RefSeq, a predicted model, not a curated record
GCGCCAGACGCCGCGGCUCCCGGCUCGCGAGCGCAGCUGCCGCGGCGCGGGCCGCGCUCGGCCGAGCUCCGGGCGCCCCUCCCCCUCCGCGCCGGGAUCCCGACGAGCGCGCGCGGGCCGCGGCCGCUCCCCGGCGCCGAGCCAGGGGCCAGGCGGCGGCGGCGGCGGCGGCGGCGAGGGGCGGCCGCGCGGCCAUGGGCGCGCCGGCGCGGCCCUAGGGCGGGCGCGGAGACCGCAGCCGGCGCGGCGGCCCCUCAGCGAGCCUUCGGCGGCGGCGGCGGCGGCGGGAGCGGCGCGGCCGGGAUGAGCGGCGGCGGCGGCGGCGGCGCGGCGCCCGGCCCGGGCUCGGGCUCCUCCCCGGCCGCCUGCCGCUUCGCGCACUACUUCGUGCUGUGUGGGAUCGACGCGGACAGCGGGCUGGAGCCCGACGAGCUGGCGGUUUUGUACCAAUGGCUAGAAGCCGAUCGUCAUGGCAAGAGCCAAGAUGCUGCAAAUGCGACUUCAGGUGAAAACUUUGACCAAAGCCCUUUGAGAAGAACAUUCAAAUCCAAAGUUCUGGCCCACUAUCCUCAGAACAUAGAGUGGAACCCUUUUGAUCAAGAUGCAGUCAACAUGCUGUGCAUGCCCAAAGGGCUGUCAUUCAGGACACAAACGGACAAUAAAGACCCUCAGUUCCACUCAUUUAUAAUUACCCGGGAAGAUGGUUCUCGCACCUACGGUUUUGUCCUCACUUUUUAUGAAGAAGUUACAAGUAAGCAGAUCUGCACAGCGAUGCAGACACUGUACCAGAUGCACAAUGCGGAGCAUCCCGGUAGCGUGCAUGCUUCCUCCUCCUGCAGCAUGGACUCCCUCGCCAGCAGCUGCGAGGAGGGCGACACAACCUCCCUCCUGAAACUGCAGCGGUACAACUCCUACGACAUCAACAGAGACACCCUGUAUGUUUCCAAAAGCAUUUGCCUCAUCACCCCGCUCCCCUUCAUGCAAGCCUGCAAGAAAUUCCUGUUCCAGCUUUACCGGGCGGUUACCUCCCAGCAGCCACCGCCCUUGCCACUAGAGAGCUACAUCCACAAUGUUCUCUAUGAGGUGCCCCUUCCACCUCCGGGGAGGUCACUGAAAUUUUACGGCGUGUACGAACCUGUCAUCUGCCAGAGACCUGGACCCAAUGAACUCCCGCUCUCCGAUUACCCUCUGCGAGAGGCCUUUGAGCUCCUGGGACUGGAAAACCUGGUGCAGGUGUUCACCUGUGUUCUUCUGGAGAUGCAGAUCCUUCUCUAUUCACAAGAUUAUCAACGCCUGAUGACGGUGGCGGAAGGCAUCACCACACUUCUGUUCCCGUUUCAGUGGCAGCACGUGUACGUGCCCAUUCUCCCCGCGUCUCUCCUGCAUUUCCUUGACGCCCCCGUCCCGUAUCUGAUGGGCCUUCAGUCGAAAGAAGGAACUGACCGUUCUAAACUAGAGCUGCCUCAAGAGGCGAAUUUGUGCUUUGUGGAUAUUGACAACCAUUUUAUAGAGUUGCCUGAAGAAUUUCCACAGUUCCCCAAUAAAGUAGAUUUUAUCCAGGAGCUCUCUGAAGUUCUUCUUCAAUUUGGGAUCCCUCCGGAGGGCAGCCUGCAUGGCAGUGAGAGCGCCACCAGACUGAAGAACCUGGUUCUGAAAGACCUGGUCAACGACAAGAAGAAUGGCAACGUCUCCACUAAUAACAUCAGCAUGUAUGAGUUCCUGAGGGGCAACGAAACCAUGGCCCGCCUGCAGGCUCUGGCCAAGCGGACUGGCGUGGCUGUGGAGAAGGUGGACCUCUCUUCGCUGGGGGAGAAGGAGAAGGAUUCCAAACUGCAGUGUGAAGACGCAGAGCUGAGGGACUACCAGCUGAACGUGCAGCUCCGGGAGGUCUUCGCCAACCGCUUCACCCAGAUGUUCGCAGAUUAUGAAGCCUUUGUCAUUCAGACUGCCCAGGACAUGGAGUCCUGGCUCACCAACCGGGAGCAGAUGCAGAACUUUGACAAAGCUUCCUUUCUAUGUGACCAACCUGAGCCUUACCUGCCAUUUCUUUCACGCUUUAUUGAAACUCAGAUGUUUGCCACCUUUAUUGAUAAUAAAAUUAUGUCUCAGUGGGAAGAGAAAGAUUCUUUGCUUCGGGUCUUUGACUCUCGGAUCGAGAAGAUAAGACUGUAUAAUGUAAGGGCACCCACCUUGCGGACAUCCAUAUAUCAGAAAUGCAGCACUUUAAAAGAAGCAGGUGAACCCCUUAGGCACAGGCUGUCUGCUGCUGACAUUGUGGCUCCCGAACCUCGUGGUUUCUGUGCAGAAAGACAACCAGUUGAUACCCAGUCAAUUGAGCAGAGACUGAUGAAAAUGGAUCACACUGCAAUCCACCCACAUCUGCUUGAUAUGAAAAUUGGUCAAGGCAAAUACGAGCAAGGAUUCUUCCCAAAGUUACAGUCCGACGUCUUGUCCGCAGGACCCACCAAUAACAACCGCUGGGUGAGUCGCAACGCUGCCACGCAGCGCAGGAAGGAGCGUCUUCGCCAGCACUCGGAGCACAUCGGGCUGGACAGCGACUUGCGGGAGAAAUAUAUGCAAGAGGCACGAAGUUUAGGAAAAAACAUGAGGCAGCCCAAGCUGUCAGACCUCUCUCCGGCAGUGAUCGCACAGACUAACUGGAAGUUCGUAGAAGGCUUGUUAAAAGAGUGUCGGAUGAAGACAAAACGCAUGUUGGUGGAGAAAAUGGGCCACGAAGCUGUGGAGCUGGGCCACGGAGAAGCAAACCUCACCGGCUUGGAGGAGAACACCCUGAUCGCCAGCCUCUGUGACCUGCUGGAGAGAAUAUGGAGCCACGGCCUGCAGGUCAAGCAGGGGAAGUCAGCUUUGUGGUCGCAUUUAAUUCAGUUUCAGGAUAGAGAAGAGAAACAGGAGCACCUUGCAGAAUCACCAGUUGCCCUGGGACCAGAAAGAAGAAAGUCUGACUCGGGGGUCAUGCUCCCCACACUCAGGGUCUCACUGAUCCAGGACAUGAGGCAUAUUCAGAACAUGAGCGAGAUUAAGACUGAUGUUGGCCGGGCUCGGGCGUGGAUAAGGCUGUCUCUAGAGAAGAAGCUCCUGUCACAGCAUCUCAAGCAGUUACUCUCUAACCAGCCCCUCACCAAGAAGCUCUACAAACGGUACGCUUUUCUGCGUUGUGAGGAAGAGCGCGAGCAGUUCCUCUACCACCUUCUCUCCCUCAAUGCCGUGGACUACUUCUGCUUUACCAGCGUGUUCACCACCAUCAUGAUCCCGUACAGGUCCGUGAUCAUCCCCAUCAGAAAGCUGAGCAACGCCAUCAUCACCUCACACCCCUGGAUCUGUGUGUCCGGAGAGCUGGGGGACACGGGAGUCAUGCAGAUCCCCAAAACUCUUCUGGAGAUGACCUUUGAGUGCCAGAACCUGGGGAAGCUGACCACUGUCCAGAUCGGUCACGACAACUCAGGGCUGUUAGCCAAAUGGCUGGUGGACUGUGUCAUGGUCAGAAAUGAGAUCACAGGACAUACGUACAGAUUCCCCUGUGGGCGGUGGCUGGGGAAAGGCAUUGAUGACGGGAGCCUGGAGAGAAUCCUCAUUGGAGAACUGAUGACGUCGGCCUCUGACGAGGACCUGGUCAAGCAGUGUCGGACUCCACCCCAGCAGAAAUCUCCCACCGCGGCACGGAGACUGAGCAUCACUUCCCUGACGGGAAAACCUACCAAACCCAGUGCUGGGCAGAUCCAAGAAGGAAUUGGAGAAGCCGUGAACAAUAUUGUGAAACAUUUUCACAAACCUGAAAAAGAGAGAGGAAGCCUCACGGUCCUGCUGUGCGGGGAAAAUGGCCUGGUGGCCGCUCUCGAGCAGGUGUUCCACCAUGGUUUCAAGUCUGCCCGCAUCUUUCACAAGAACGUCUUCAUCUGGGACUUCAUAGAGAAAGCGGUUGCUUACUUUGAAACCACUGACCAGAUUCUGGACAGUGAAGAUGAUGUCCUUACUCAGAACUCAUCCUGCAGAACCUUCUGCCACUACGUGACCGCCAUCAACACCGCACCCAGGAGCAUCGGAAAGGAUGGCAAAUUCCAGAUUCUCGUUUGCCUUGGAACACGGGACCACCUGCUCCCACAGUGGAUCCCGCUGUUGGCCGAGUGUCCUGCCAUCACCAGGAUGUACGAGGAGAGCGCGCUCCUGCGGGACCGCAUGACCGUCAACUCGCUCAUCCGAAUCCUGCACACCAUUCAGGACUUCAGCAUAGUCUUAGAAGGCUCCCUCAUCAAAGGCGUAGAUGUGUAGCCCCGCUGGCUGGAAACUGUCCUGACCCCGGCUCCUGAGCCUGCCCCAGCCUCGGGAACCCACCUGAACUUGUCUGGCUAAGUGAGACACUACAAGGGCAGCACACCACGUGCCCCAACCUGAACAAUCCUCACUCUGCAGACAAGGCAAAAUGCUGUAUCGUAGUUCAUUUGAACCUGAAAUUUAGUAUAAAAUAGAGUAUUUUCAUGUGUUAGAUGUGUGUAAAUAUGCUAUCUUCUUUAAGAAAUUAUAUUACUCUACUGAAAUACUUUUCUUAGACUGAAUAUUCCUGUGACUUAAAAUAAGUAGCUUAAAGAUGCUCGGGGUGGGGGGGCGUGCUGUGGUCAGGGGGAAGCCACGGAGCUGUGACUGCAGGCGAGGGAGCCAGAGUGCGUCCUGUGUCCCAGCCGUCCAUCCUGGUGUCUGUGUCUGUCCCUUUGUGCUGUGAGUGUCCACAGCUUUACCUACUGUACCCCAAGUCCUCACUUGUGUCUUUUAAGUUACAGACCGUUUUAUACAUUUGAACUGUCAGUCACUUUUCCAGUCUUUUGGAAACGUUUUGCAGUCGGCACAAGACAAAGGCAGAAUUCCAGUAUUUUAAAUAGUAGCCCCCGGAGCGCGCUGCUCUGCAGAGAACACAGAAAGCCCUGAGGCCCACUUUGGAAAUGGGAGCCUGGACCAGCCUCAUUCUUGGCGUCAUCAGUCCUGCUCUUGGAGGUCCUCUGGGGAGAUGUGAGUUUGUGUGAGUUGCCCUGAGGUGGUCCUGGACCCCUCAGAGAUCACCCUUGCAGGCCCACCCCCCAGCAGUGGGAGGAGGCCGGCUCCAGGAGGAGUAUUCGUUGCCAUUGAUAAUGCAAACAACAGAAGCAGAGAACAGCCCACCCCGGGUCCCAGGGCAAACUUUGCAUUCCUUUGUGAGACUUGUCCUCACCAGCAGCUGGCCCUGGGAAAGCAGGAGCCACUGACAGCGGAGGCAGGAGGAGCAGGAGUUGAGAGUGGCUUUCUGGUGUGAUAUUUCACAGAGACCUUCGGGAAGUGCCACCCUCUGUGUGGGCCCCGUGACUCCUGUCAGGCACUGACUGGUCCCAGGUGUGGACAGAGCCACCCAGAGCCUCCCAGGAUCCUUUUUCUUUUCUUUUCUUUUUUUAAGACUUAUUUAUUUAUUUAUUUAUUUACUUGAAAGGCAAAGUGACAGUGACUCGCUCCCCAAAUGCUUGUAACAGCUGAGUCUGGGCCAGGCUGAAGCCAGGAGCCAGGAACUGCACCUGGAUUUCCUCCACGGGUGGAGGAGACUGAAGUGCUGGGUGUUAACAGGAAGCUGCCGUGGAAGCCGUUCGGUCAGGCGCGUUUCAGGCAGACAUGGGAUGCCACCAUUGCAGGCAGGGGCCUCACCCACUGCACCGUGAUGGCCGCCCCUGCCUCCCAGGGCCCUGGCGUAGUCUAAGGCCCAGGGCUUGAGCCAUCUGUGUAACUUACCUUACUUGCUGAAGGAAGAAACUCACCAAGUAAGUGCCUCCUUCCCUUUGUCAAGCACUGGAUUAGAUCAGGCGGGCAGCAGUCCCUGUGGCGGCUGCUGGCUGCAUUCAGAUACCUGCGAGGAGGACUGAAGAGGGCUGUGCCGCGGGGACAGAGCAGACACCUGUUUACUGAAGCGGUGUGGCGCUUGUCUGUUGUGGAGACAUCAGACCAUCCAUCCGCUGGGUAGUGAUCAGAGGGAAGGGCUCCGUAAGGUGCGCAUCUGACACAGCUGGGCAGCCAGGAAGACCACCUGGGAGAGUGUUGUGGCCCCCAGCCCUGUGGCCCAGCCCCAGGUUCUGUAGAUGGGAAGGCUUAAGGACCAGAGGGUAGAUUCUUACCCUUACCCCAGCUUGUCAGCCACAACACAGGGAGUACAAGUCAUGGGAUCAGGUCACAGCCUGCAGGAGACCAGCAGUCAGAGCGUCCGCAGUGCUGGUUUCUGUCCUCUUGGCUCUUUACCCUCUACCUGCAUGGGUAGGAGAUAAUGGCUAACGUUCACCCGUGAGCAUUAGUAUUCAUUUCCACAUGCUACUCUCAAUUCCCACUCUUAGCAGGGAUUGCAUCUGCUGUGGAAGGCUGGAGCAGCGUUGCAUUUGGGGCCUGUGAGUUGAGCUGCUGCUUUGAAAAGUAAUAACUUGAGGGAAGGCCCCACCUAGAGUUUCCCCCACUUUGUGUAGUACGUUGCAGCAGCGCGGCGACACGCACACGCGGAAGAACUGGCACCCGCUCUGCCGUGCGGGGCCCUGGUCACCCUGGAGCCCGUGUGCUGGCUGCCCACAGCCCGUGCCUGAGAACCUUCCCAGUGGCAGUGAAUCAUGACCUCUCAGAAUCAGUUUAAUAUCCGGAAAUGGCAUGAAGUCCUUCGGAUCCGAAGUGCAUGAGUACAACAGUGUGUCAGCUGAGUGUGGGGCCUCUAGGCAGUGCGGUGGGAAGUUUUUUUUACCUGUCUGAGCCAGUAGAGAAAGGUUCUGAGCACAGCGGCAGCAGAAUCCUUAGAAUAAGGAUGAAGCCUUCAAGCUUCAAGCGGACUCUAGGGGGAGGGCCAUCCCUACCUCUAGAAAUACCCUUUCUGCCAUAUUUGAAAUUAAUGUAUUGCUUUAUAAUUCUAUCUCAAACUUAAGUAAAAGUCAGUUUUAUAAUUGCCUUUUUUUUUCCUUGCAAAUAAAAUCUGAAGCCUGGGACCAUAAUGAGUAUUUCCACAUAAUAAUGGCUUGACAAGGAACUAUUUUAAAAUUAAGCUGCCAAAAAUACUACACCUGGAAAACUUUGCUUCCCAAGCUUUUUUUUGUUUGUUUUUGUUUUUUUUUUUUAAUACGAAACCCCUCAGCCUUUAUGACACAGUGGCAUUCCUGCAGUGUUGGCGUUUCCUGUGAGGUCCUGUAUCUGUCCUGGCUGGGCCACCUUAAAAAUGAGGGCAGCUUGGUUUGAAGGAGCAGGAAGCGCCCUGUAGGUGGGAGAAAAAGCCAGCUUCAAAAACCGGAGGAAGGCCGCUGCUCUCCCGCUCCGGCUCAGAUCUUCGCAGGGGGCGCCUGGACUUGGGGAAGCCUGGGUUCCCUCUAAGCGCGCUCUGAGAUGUCCCGCGCAUUCUCCGUGACUCGGAGAAGCCAUAGUGAGCCUCUGUGAGUGACGCCGGGGAAGCACUGCGCGGCCCCAGCUCCUUUUGUGGCAGGAAAGCUCUGCUGUGUGUGAAUGUAGGAGAAAAGGGAAGCUUAGGACUGCCAGGCGCUGGUGUGUCGUGGGGGGCGGGGGGCUGGGAUGCCCUGGACUGUGCGGGCGGCAUCGCAGGCCCCCGGGGCCCCAGGAAGGGCGUCCUGGCAGUGGGGCGGGCAGCUCUGCUCCGUUAGGGUUUCCAGCAGAUUUCCUUUAGGGAACUGCGUUUUCUGUGAGGUUUACAGAAGCUGGUGUGUCCCUGUCCCUCUGCCGGGGGACGGUCUGCCCUGGAGCUGUGUGUUUCUCAGUAUUACCACACCUUCACUGAUUGGGAACAGUCUUGAGCCCUGCUCCACUUUUCAUAAAGCAGCUCCUAUUCCCAAGCCCUCCCUGUCUCUGGAAUCUCUGUCUGUAAGUGUUUAUUAAAUUCGCACUUAGCAUGAAUAGGAGACACGGAAACAAGUGUAGACUUCGGGGCUCUUCAUUCCUGUUAAAGACGCUUCCGAGUCCGUGGAGUGGAGCGGAACGCCUCGCUUUCUGAAGAGGCAGCUGAUGUGUCACCAAGAGGACGGGAGGACACCGCAUCCUCCAGGGGUCAGCGCCGCCGGCCCUCUGAGGGGCCGCGUGAAGACGUGAAGACGGCUUCGGAAAGCCGCUGAUGCGCGUGAGAAAGACCCUGCAAGUGUAAUUUCUCUGGUGUCUCUCGGGUUAUGCAGGAGGGACACGUUCUUGGUCAGUAGUCUGCGUAGACGCGGGUGUGAACCCAGUCUCUAUUCUCAGCACGGUGGAGGUGCACAGUGCGUUCCGUUCCGUCGUGAGGGUGUGGAACCUUCCGAAGAAGUCCUCCGUGUUACUCUUGAACCAUAUGUAAAUGUUCCCUGUGUGUCUUUUUUUUCUAAAUUACAGCGUGUCUGCAUUUAAAUUAUAUUGUUCUCCUUUGUAUCGUUAACACAUCAGAACUGGAUUUUUUUUCCUCAUCUGAACGUAGUACAAAACUUAAAGAGUAUUGUGAUAUGAAGCACUUUAACAUACAUAUCAGACAAACUGACGUGGGUUUUUCAGGUUUUGGAGUACAUUUAAAUAUGACUUUUCAUGCUUUGUUCUUUACAAAUAAAACUGGGGUUGAUACUU